AUGAAGGCAUAUUGGUUCGACAACGAGGAGGGCGACCAACGCCUCCCCCACGAUUCCCAGAAGCCGGUAGAUCCCUCAUACCUGGCCGCGCUGGGCGUCCUCUACUCGUCGCACCCGGAGCUCUCCACGGUAGACGAGCUGGCCAAGGAGCGCGACUACAAGAACCGCGACGAGAUCACCGUAUCGCCCAGCGCCAUGGGCGCCGUCUACGAAGACAAGGUUAAAAUGUUCUUCCACGAGCACCUGCACGAAGAUGAGGAGAUCCGCUACAUUCGCGACGGAGCGGGCUAUUUUGAUGUGCGCAGCGAGGGCGACCAGUGGGUGCGCAUCCGGCUGGAGAAGGACGACUUGAUCAUCUUGCCCGCUGGCAUCUACCAUCGCUUCACGACCGACCAGGAUAAUUAUAUCAAGGCCAUGCGCUUGUUCAAAGACGAACCCAAAUGGACGCCCUUGAACCGGGGAGCCGAAACCGAUACGAAUGCUCAUCGCAAGGCGUAUCUUGAAGGGAGAGAUGGUGGCAAUUAA
Cyphellophora europaea CBS 101466 is the source of this 525-nucleotide messenger RNA. RefSeq lists its product as uncharacterized. Gene Ontology annotation, molecular function: acireductone dioxygenase [iron(II)-requiring] activity. The coding region runs from base 1 to 525 and encodes 174 amino acids. The record is from RefSeq and is a predicted model, not a curated record. The transcript has 3 exons. NCBI's taxonomy places the organism in Eukaryota, Fungi, Ascomycota, Eurotiomycetes, Chaetothyriales, Cyphellophoraceae.